AUGCCUCAAAUUUGAAUUAAGACCAAAAACAAAUUGUAGUUUUCAUGAAUUUUUAAAUAAGAUCUACACAAUUUUGACUUUGUGGCUGUGAUAACUAGUGACAACCCAACGUCAGUGACAAGUUCCUUAGCACAGCUUUCAAUUACUGCAUCUUAUACAUGUACUACAUUGCAGAUAGAUAUUUAGGAAACGGGACGCAUCUAACGGAGCAUCGUGCAUAUGCGAAUCAUCCACCUGCUACAGGAAUAUGGCACCAGGACCAGGUUUCAGUGAUGAAAAGAAUGAGACAUUGUGCGAGAGUGAAAGUACUGUCUAUGUGCAUAACCCCCACCUGGAUGGGAUGAAAGAUGACAUUCUCUACCACUUUAACCUGGGGACCUCCACACACAACCUGCCUGCCAUGUUUGGCGAUGUCAAAUUUGUGUGUGUUGGGGGCAGUCCCUGGAGAAUGAAGUCCUUCAUAGAGUACAUUGCUGGAGAGCUGAGUCUGGAGGACCCCAAGGCUGAGUACCCCAACAUCUGUGCAGGAACUGACCGCUAUGCCAUGUACAAGAUUGGCCCCGUGUUGUCUGUCAGCCAUGGCAUGGGUAUCCCCUCCAUCGCCAUCAUGUUACACGAGCUCAUCAAGCUCCUCUACCAUGCUCGCUGCACUGAUGUUACCAUCUUUCGCAUUGGGACCUCCGGUGGAUUAGGCCUUGAGCCUGGCACGGUUGUUGUCACCAAGCAGUCAGUAGACGCCACCUUCCUGCCCAGGUUGGAGCAGGUCAUCCUGGGGAAUACUGUGGUACGCAGCACGGACCUGGACCAAGGUCUGGCUGAAGAGCUGCUCCAGUGUAGCAAGGACCUGGGUCAAUUUGAGACGGUCGUCGGAAACACUAUGUGCACAAUGGAUUUCUAUGAAGGACAAGCGCGUCUGGAUGGGGCCUUCUGCUCCUACACAGAGAAGGAUAAACAGGACUACUUGACCAAGGCCUAUGAGUCUGGGGUUCGGAACAUCGAGAUGGAGUCUUCCGUGUUCGCUGCCAUGUGUAAACUCAGCGGGCUGAAAGCGGCCGUGGUGUGUGUGACGCUAUUGGACCGUCAGAAAGGUGACCAGCUGAUCAGCUCUCAUGAAGUUCUCCACAGCUACCAACAACGUCCUCAGAUACUGGUCGGUCACCUGAUCAAGAAGAUGCUCCAAACCUCAGCCUCAGUUGCAGUUCUUGACAAAAAAACGGUGCUCCAGGCACCUACUACAUAACCCAUUCAAAGGCACGUUUGUCUUGCCCUUUCACCAUCUGAAUGGCACACAUAGACAAUCCAUGUCUCAAUUGUCACAAGGCUUAAAAAUCCUUCUUUAACCCGUCUCCUCCACUUCAUCUACACUGAUUGAAGUGGAUUUAACAUGUGAUAUCAAUAAGGGAUCAAAGCUUUCACCUGUAUUCACCUGGUCAGUGUCAUGGAAAGAGCUUAAGCUUAAUGUUUUGUAUACUCAGUGUAAGUGUAAUUUAGUGCAGCACUGAUUCACAGUCAUUCAUUCCAUAUAGCCUGGCUGCUUUCACUAUGGAUUUUCGCAAUCAUUCUCAAUAGCAAUCAUUGACCGUAUAGAAGCCAAUAUAUAUCUAUAUCUAUCAUAUCUAUUGUUUCUGGAUUGUAAGCUAAGUGUAAUCAAAUUAGUAUAGUAAUCAUGAGAAACAUCAAACACACCUCUUACCUGACACUACCUCUGUUUUUAUACCAAAUAAACCAAUGCUGAGCAAAGUAAAGUAACUUGUUCCAUAAGUUGUUGCUUUGUGUAACAUUAGAAAAUAUAUUAUACACAGUUUGUUUUUAAAACGUUUUUUUAACCCCAAGCCUUUAAGAUGAAAUGUUUUGUUUUAAUUCACCAGUAUGUAUAUUUUAGUUUUAUAUGCUGUAGCUAUGGUAACGAGCAAGUUAUGAAUAUUAAAGAUAAGACUUCUCUGCACCUCUUUAGCUACUUUGAAGACUUAUCAACACUGCAUUGUACUGUACUAUCAAAUGUUGCUCUGAAACCAUAAUCAUACAUACAACGUGUCGUCCUGUUACUGAGAAAAUAUGUAACUGAGUGUUUCUAAUGUCACCUAAUGAGUAAUAAAACCACAAAUACUGUAAA
Messenger RNA from Oncorhynchus nerka (sockeye salmon), 2113 nucleotides. RefSeq names its product uridine phosphorylase 1 (gene upp1). NCBI's taxonomy places the organism in Eukaryota, Metazoa, Chordata, Actinopteri, Salmoniformes, Salmonidae. The record is from RefSeq and is a predicted model, not a curated record. Gene Ontology annotation, biological process: nucleotide catabolic process; uridine catabolic process. Gene Ontology annotation, cellular component: cytoplasm; cytosol. The transcript is spliced from 8 exons. Gene Ontology annotation, molecular function: uridine phosphorylase activity. Bases 248 to 1240 code for a protein of 330 amino acids.